AUGAAAGUUCGAAGUACGAAAUACUUACCAGUUAGCGUGUCCAGCAUUUGUGAUCCACAUCUUGGAACCAUUAAGAAUGUACUCGUCUCCUUUCUUCUCGCACUUUGUCUUGAUUCCGGCGACGUCGGAUCCAGCUCCUGGUUCAGUGACUGCAUAGGACUGAAAAUGGAUAAUGAGACUACUUCUCAGCCAAUGGCUGAAUCAACUUACGGCAACGAAGGGGUUCUCAACCAUUCUUCCCAAGAAUCUCUUCUUGAUAUCAUCAUUGGCGCACAAGAUGAGUGGUGUGAGAGCGAGAUCGUUGGCCAUGAUAGCAGUGGCGAUUCCCGAGCAUCCAUAGGCCAUCUCCUCGCUGAUGAUACAGUUGGAGACCAUGUCUACUCCAAGUCCUCCGUAAGCUUCUGGAAUAUCGGCGAUGAGGUAUCCUUGAGCAUGAGCCUUCUUGAUGAUUGGCCAUGGGUACUCCAUAGUUCUGUCGUAUUCAGCGGCAACUGGAAUGACCUCAUCGGCGACAAACUUGCGAACGUUUGCACGGAAUUCUGUUUGGUCAGCGGUCAAGUUGAAGUCGAUUCCCGUAGACAUUGCCUUGUUGGUAGUGCUGAACAUGCGUGUGCAUUUCGACAAAUUUCUGGAGAGCAUCUUCUGAAAAUAAGCAUUUUUAGUACAAUCAAAGACUGGAUCAAUAAGAGUAACGACUGGCAAAAAAUAAAUAGGUGGGAGGAACACACAACAAGACGGAUUGUGUGUGUGGCGUCCGUCUGCUAUCAUCAACUGGAGAGAAAAAUGUGUUGUGAAGGUAGAGAGGAAAAAAGUGGGUAG
Caenorhabditis remanei is the source of this 819-nucleotide messenger RNA. RefSeq lists its product as uncharacterized. The transcript has a single exon. NCBI's taxonomy places the organism in Eukaryota, Metazoa, Nematoda, Chromadorea, Rhabditida, Rhabditidae. The coding region runs from base 1 to 819 and encodes 272 amino acids. The record is from RefSeq and is a predicted model, not a curated record.